AUGUCGUGGCUUCUAGGCCACAGCAAAACAACCUACACAUCCCACUCCUCCCCAACUCCCCUCGAAACCAAGUCCGGCUCAAAAACCACCUUGCCAGAAAUCGCAAAAUCCUCAAUCCCACGAUGCCGUCUCAACCCUUUCCUCUUCAACGGCCACUUGCAGACCAUGUACACAGCCGUCAAAGACCCAGGACCACCCAUCUAUUACAAGCGCCAAAUCUUCGACUCUAACCACUCUGUCUAUCCCGGAACUUUUGCCGUGGAUUUUGUCGUCAGCAAGGAGGAGGGAGAGGCAUCUGCUUCACGGAUGAAAGACGACAAGGAUGAUACCGAGCUGCCCGAACGAACGACAAACUUUACCGCCAAAGAGUGGCAAGGAAUCAGCAGUGACGACGACAAGCCAAUGCUAAUAGCGCUCCACGGCCUGACCGGCGGAUCCCACGAAGUCUACCUCCGCGAAACCCUCUACCCGCUGCUAACCUCUUCGACGCAACCCUGGGCCGCCUGCGUCGUCAACGGGCGCGGCUGCGCGCUAUCCAAAAUCACCACGCCGCAGCUCUUCAACUCGCGCGCAACCUGGGAUCUCCGCCAGGUCGUCACAACGCUGCACGAUCUAUUCCCCAACCGGCCUCUCUACGCCAUCGGCUUCAGUCUAGGCGCCAACAUCCUAACCAACUACUGCGGCGAGCAAGGCGCAAGUUGCACUCUCAAAGCAGCAGUCUCGUGUUCGAACCCUUGGAACCUAGAAGUCUGCAACACGACGCUGCAAUCCACGUACCUGGGCCUACACAUCUACUCGCGCACCAUGGGCAAGAACCUCAUGGGCCUCUUCAAACGACACCGCACCCAGAUACUGCAGAACCCGGGAAUCGACGAGACCGCUCUCCUCGCAUCCAAGUACCUCCACGAAUUCGAUCGACAUGUCCAGUGUCCUACUUGGGGUUACCCGACCGAAGGCGCGUAUUAUAGGGACUCGCAAUCCGUAGAUGCGGUACUGGCUAUUCGCAUCCCUUUCCUGGGCAUCAACGCCGAAGACGAUCCGAUUAGUAAUAAAGCGGGCUUGCCGUACCAGGAGGUGUGCCAGAAUCCGAAUACGCUGCUUGUUACGACGGAUUGGGGCGGUCACCUGGGUUCCUUCCAGUUGGGUGGCGGGCGCUGGUUCGCGACUGCUGCUGCUUCUUUCUUGCAGAAGAUGCAUGGCGAGGUGGAUUUUGAAGCUACGAAGGGUGUUGAUGGGGGAAAGGAUGUGAAUAUGGGAGGGCUGGAGGGAAAGAAGUAUCCUAUUUUCGAUCCUAAUCACAGGAGGCUGAUAUUGCCUGAUGCUUAG
This is a messenger RNA of Alternaria postmessia, 1326 nucleotides long. RefSeq lists its product as uncharacterized. The transcript has a single exon. The coding region runs from base 1 to 1326 and encodes 441 amino acids. The record is from RefSeq and is a predicted model, not a curated record. Gene Ontology annotation, biological process: medium-chain fatty acid catabolic process; medium-chain fatty acid biosynthetic process. Gene Ontology annotation, molecular function: acetylesterase activity; monoacylglycerol lipase activity. Lineage: Eukaryota; Fungi; Ascomycota; Dothideomycetes; Pleosporales; Pleosporaceae.